AUGGGAGAGCAGUGCCACUUCCGUGUGAACGCUUUUAUCGUUAUGGAGAGCUACAUCUUCACCCACUCAAGGGUGAUGUUUCAGAAUGAACAAAUCAGAGAGCUGCAUCAAACCGUCCUGGCCCUCUCAGGCCUCAGCAUACAGGUGCAAAUGGCCCCUGAGAUCCAGGUCUACGUGUCCUUGCCUAAAGAGCAAAAUGGAACCACCACAGAAAUAUUUGCUGAUGAGCACUGUGACCAGCUGAGGGAUCCUCAUGGGAUAUUCAGCUUCUGCCACAGUCAUGUUCCAUACGACCACUAUUAUCAGGUACACACCAUCAUGUUCCAUACGACCGCUAUUAUCAGGCCUGCCUCAGUAAAACAUGCCACUGCCACUGUGUUCUGUGACUACUAUAACAGGGAGGGUCAAUCUAGCUGGCACUAUGACCCCUGCGGAAAAGUACCAACCUGUGGAAGAAACUACAACUUCAAUGUCAAACUGGAAGGCUGCUACCCCAGGUGUCCAGCAGAGGCGCCAUACUAUGAGAACACCAGGAACUGCACCACACAGAAGAACUGCACCUGCCUCUUCAAUGGUAUAGUCCUAAGACAUGGCACUCAAGUGAGCACGCCCAGUGGACACUGCACAUGGACAGAUGGAACCAUGGACUAUGAGCCAGAUCCUACAACAACACCACCAACAACACCCACAACAACCACAACCACAGAACCACCAACUACAACAGAAACAACAAUAUCAACCACAGAACCACCAACUACAACAGAAACAACAACCACAGCCACAGAACCACCAGCUACAACACAAAUAACAAUCUCAACGACAGAACCAUCAACCACAACCACAGAACCACCAACUACAACAGAAACAACAACCACAACCACAGAACCUCCAACUACAACAAAAACAACAAUCUCAACCACAGAACCACUAACUACAACAGAAACAACAACCACAUCCACAGAACCACCAACACCAACUACAAUAUCAAUAAGAACCUUAACCACAGAACCACCAACUACAACAGGAACAACGAUCUCAACCACAGAACCACCAACUACAACAGAAACUGUGGAACCAUCAACAGCUACUACAAUAUUUUUUUGUAAUUCACAUUUUUUUAUUUUCAAACAUAGUGCAAAAUAACAGUUACACUCUAGGUAUUUAAACCAAUACUGUAAUACAUUAUAUCAAGUACAUCCUUACACACUACAUUAUCACACAACAACAACAACAAAAACAAACAAACAAAAAAAACAUACACAACAUAGCCGCACAGCAGGUUCUCUCUCUUCCCCCUCUCCCCCAACACACACCAUAAUACACAAUAUCACACAUUAUCAUAUACAUCAAUUGUUAUCACAACUUAUUUUCUACUGAUCCCCAUCUUUAAUAUAUGUCAGGAAACUACCCCACAUAGCAGAGAACUUUGACACUGAGUCUCUCACUUUAGCAAGCAUUAGUUUGUAAGAGGCAGUACUUGCCAUGAGCUCAAUCCAGUCCUUGUAAGAAGGUGUACUUAUACUUUUCCAUUUCCUUAGAAUAACCUUAGCUGCAUUAAGGAAGCCUGCAAGAGCUAGCCCAAACUGUGCCUUGAGUCCAGUUGUUAGCACUGUUUGAUCACCAAGCAGGCAUAGCCUAGGUGAACUUGGCAAGGGCUGCUCCAGCCACUCCUCCAUAGCUCCAAUCACUUGAGCCCAAAAAAGGGGAGAUCAGUUGACAGUCCCACAUGAGAUGUAGAAAAGUACCCACAUUUCCAGCAUUUGUCGCUUUUAAUUAAACCAAGUUUCUUAAGUCUAACAGGUGUUUCUUAAGUCUAAUAUCUCUCACUGGCCAACCCAUGUUAUGCACAAUAUUAUCCCAAACCUCUUGUUCCAACUCAAGACCUAAGUCCUUCUGCCAUAAUAACCUCAGAUUCUCACUUUUACCAUAAAGAGCAUUAGCAGCCAUUUUAUAAAAAACAGAGGAUGACUGCACCAUCUUAGGCAGCUUCAAGAAACUC
Messenger RNA from Alosa alosa (allis shad), 1999 nucleotides. RefSeq names its product mucin-2-like. The transcript has 9 exons. The record is from RefSeq and is a predicted model, not a curated record. Bases 1 to 1143 code for a protein of 380 amino acids. Lineage: Eukaryota; Metazoa; Chordata; Actinopteri; Clupeiformes; Clupeidae. Gene Ontology annotation, molecular function: protein binding.